Molecule: messenger RNA, 1484 nt
Organism: Pan troglodytes (chimpanzee)
Lineage: Eukaryota; Metazoa; Chordata; Mammalia; Primates; Hominidae
Gene: LY6E
Product: lymphocyte antigen 6 family member E
Exons: 5
Coding region: 469-864 (131 amino acids)
Cellular component (GO): plasma membrane
Molecular function (GO): acetylcholine receptor inhibitor activity
Source: RefSeq, a predicted model, not a curated record
GUCCCGCCCCUGCCCCCGCCCCGGGGCCGCGCGGCUGCCUGGGAGGCUCCGGGCCAGCCGCGGUCCAGAGCGCGCGAGGUUCGGGGAGCUCGGCCAGGCUGCUGGUACCUGCGUCCGCCCGGCGGCCUCCGCGAAUGUUUCCAAAGAUCUGGGGCGGGAGCGGGCGGAGACUGCCGCCAGGAGCCUCCCGGCCGCCCCAGGGCUGCGCAGCCACUGGAGCCCAUCACCCAACUCCAGACGCUCCUGGCUCCUCUACGUGGGCCGGGAGGGACAGCCUUGAGGACUAGGGGAGGGGGCACGGGACCUUGCAGAGCUCCUGGCCGGAAAGGGAGGAUUGACCGCCCCCGGCGUAUCACCCCGGAGCACGGGAACCCGCCCCCGCUUCUUGUUUUGGCACUGGUGGUGCUUGCGAGCAGGACAGGCUGCUUUGGUUUGUGACCUCCAGGCAGGACGGCCAUCCUCUCCAGAAUGAAGAUCUUCUUGCCAGUGCUGCUGGCUGCCCUUCUGGGUGUGGAGCGAGCCAGCUCGCUGAUGUGCUUCUCCUGCUUGAACCAGAAGAGCAAUCUGUACUGCCUGAAGCCGACCAUCUGCUCCGACCAGGACAACUACUGCGUGACCGUGUCUGCUAGUGCUGGCAUUGGGAAUCUCGUGACAUUUGGCCACAGCCUGAGCAAGACCUGUUCCCCGGCCUGCCCCAUCCCAGAAGGCGUCAAUGUUGGUGUGGCUUCCAUGGGCAUCAGCUGCUGCCAGAGCUUUCUGUGCAAUUUCAGUGCGGCCGAUGGCGGGCUGCGGGCAAGCGUCACCCUGCUGGGUGCCGGGCUGCUGCUGAGCCUGCUGCCGGCCCUGCUACGGUUCGGCCCCUGACCGCCCAGACCCUGUCCCCCGAUCCCCCAGCUCAGGAAGGAAAGCCCAGCCCUUUCUGGAUCCCACAGUGUAUGGGAGCCCCUGACUCCUCACGUGCCUGAUCUGUGCCCUUGGUCCCAGGUCAGGCCCACCCCCUGCACCUCCACCUGCCCCAGCCCCUGCCUCUGCCCCAAGUGGGGCCAGCUGCCCUCACUUCUGGGGUGGAUGAUGUGACCUUCCUUGGGGGACUGCGGAAGGGACGAGGGUUCCCUGGAGUCUUACGGUCCAACGUCAGGACCAAGUCCCAUGGACAUGCUGACAGGGUCCCCAGGGAGACCGUGUCAGUAGGGAUGUGUGCCUGGCUGUGUACGUGGGUGUGCAGUGCACGUGAGAGCACGUGGCGGCUUCUGGGGGCCAUGUUUGGGGAGGGAGGUGUGCCAGCAGCCUGGAGAGCCUCAGUCCCUGUAGCCCCCUGCCCUGGCACAGCUGCAUGCACUUCAAGGGCAGCCUUUGGGGGUUGGGGUUUCUGCCACUUCCAGGUCUAGGCCCUGCCCCAAAUCCAGCCAGUCCUGCCCCAGCCCACCCCCACAUUGGAGCCCUCCUGCUGCUUUGGUGCCUCAAAUAAAUACAGAUGUCCCCCA